This is a messenger RNA of Aspergillus melleus, 810 nucleotides long. Its product is annotated as SDR family NAD(P)-dependent oxidoreductase. Lineage: Eukaryota; Fungi; Ascomycota; Eurotiomycetes; Eurotiales; Aspergillaceae. The transcript has 3 exons. The coding region runs from base 1 to 810 and encodes 269 amino acids. The record is from RefSeq and is a predicted model, not a curated record.
AUGCCGCUCGCAUAUUCGUUUCCCGGAGUCGCCGUCAUCACCGGAGCUGGCGGCACAGGAAUCGGCGCAGCUACAGCUCGAGCAUUCGCCGAAGCAGGAUGUCCAAAAAUCGCAAUCACAGAUCACAACCCAGCAACUCUCGAAGAGACCCGAGAAUUUAUCUGCACCAGAUACCCCAACACCGAAGUCGUGGCCGAAGCAGGGAAUAUUGCACAUGAACCAUUCGUCGAAGACUUCAUGGCCCUUGUAAUCCAAAAAUUCGGACGCAUUGACUACGCAGUCAACUGCGCAGGGGUUCUAGGGGACGCACAACGGUCGACAGACACACCAAUACAAGCCUUCGAUCACAUCAAUCUCGUCAACUAUCGAGGAACGUUCCUCUGUUCGCGAGCAGAGCUGAGAUGCAUGCUCCGACAAGCUCCCCUUCCAAGUCACGACCCCGAUCGUGCACCGCAACGAGGAUCGGUGGUCAACGUUGCCAGUCAAUUAGGAAUUGUUGGACGGCCUAGCGCUUCCGCAUACUGUGCUUCCAAAGCUGCUAUAAUAGCCAUGACUCGGUCGGAUGCAAUCGAUUAUUCGAAGGACAAUAUCCGCGUCAACUGCGUCUGUCCUGGCGUUAUCGAGACGCCCAUGACCACGCACAGCGAAGAGGUUCGAGAGCGACUGAAGCCGGCCAUCGAUAUUGCUCCGAUGAAGAGAAUGGGGAAGCCGACGGAGGUUGCUGAUACGAUCUUGUUCCUGUGCUCGACGUACUCAUCCUUUGUGCAGGGGCAUGCGCUUGUUGUGGAUGGAGGAUAUGUCAUUAAUUAG